Molecule: messenger RNA, 1647 nt
Organism: Desarmillaria tabescens
Lineage: Eukaryota; Fungi; Basidiomycota; Agaricomycetes; Agaricales; Physalacriaceae
Product: glycoside hydrolase superfamily
Exons: 11
Coding region: 85-1416 (443 amino acids)
Biological process (GO): carbohydrate metabolic process
Molecular function (GO): beta-glucosidase activity
Source: RefSeq, a predicted model, not a curated record
AUCCUUGUAUCGGACUCCAUCUAUUCCCGAUUCAUUUAUCCGAAAUGCCCAGUAGCCGAACAAAACAAAAGGAGAAGAAGACAUAUGACUCUGCGUACGUAUGUGCACGAAGGGCUAUAUAUGCAGUGGCUACGGCUGUUCGGUCUUUCUGAACCCAAGAUGCUCAUCCAAAUACUGUUGCUAUUUUUUGUGUUUACCAAUAGGCAUAGCGGGACUUCUACAGCAGUCGCACAGUCUGCUACGGGAACAACGUCUUCGGUACAAGUAUCCACCGUUACCAGUGAAUCAAGUCCGUCAAGUAUCGCGACUACGGCUAGCUUUCCUCCAGUCGGAUCUAUUCCUCACGAUUACACGCCGGAAGGGCUGGAACAGCUAUGGGACAUCGUCGGAGCUGUCGAACCACCUCCGUUCACCACUACCCGUGUUCCCGCGGCAGCAGUGACCUUACCACCAUCUCCCCCGCCUUUGUAUCCAUCAUUCUAUGCUCCAGCGCCGAAGGAUAUCUUGCCAGGCCUAAAAUUCCCCAGGGGCUUCAAAUACGGAAUCGCCACGGCUGCGUACCAAGUCGAGGGGGCCACGAAGAAUGAGGGAAAGGGGCCAAUAAUGUGGGAUUGGGCUAACAGACAACCAAACGCUAUACUCGACAACACAACUGGUGACGUUGUUGACCUUCACUACUUCCUGUACAAAGAAGACGUCGAACGUGUUGUCGCUCUUGGAGUCACUGCACAUUCUUUCUCCAUCUCAUGGGCGAGGAUUUACCCGUUUGGCGCUGCUGAUUCUCCCGUUAACACGGCUGGCAUUGAUCACUACUCUGAUGUUAUCGAUUACCAUUUGGUUCGUGGCGUGGAGCCUGUUGUAACACUCUUCCAUUUCGAUGUACCUCUCGCCCUUCAAGCUUACUACGGAGGUUUCACGUCGCCUAAAAUAGUCGACGACUUUGUAAACUAUGCCAAGACGGUAUUCAAGGCAUACAACGGUCGUGUUAAAACUUGGUAUACUUUCAAUGAACCGAGGACUUAUUGUGGUCAAGUCGCAUCCUAUCCUUUCAAUUUCCACGCUUGCCCCUGGUGUAAAUUCAUCCACUGCUCCUUAUCAAUGCGCAUGCAAUCUACUCAAGGCUCAUGCAGGAGCCGUCAAGGGUACGUCGAUAGACCACGAUGGAGUACUUCUCACGCAUAUCUCUCGUCCUCAGCAUUCCGCGAAAUGAACAUAACGGGAGAGAUAGCCUUCAAGAACAGCGAUUACAUAGGCACGCCAUGGAGAAGCAAUAUCACUGAGGAUGCACUUGCGGUCGAACGCCAUGCAGCAUUUGAAAUAGGUCUUUUCUCAACCCCCGUAUACACAACAGGUGAUUGGCCCGACAUUGUCAAGGACACUCUCCCCUGUCGAGUAUCUCCCCCGCUUCACCGAUGAGGAAAAGAGCGAUAUCCUCGGCUCCGCAGAUUUCUUUGCCAUUGACCCUUACUUCUCGCUAUGGAUGAAGGCUCCAGAAGGAGGAAUCGACGCGUGUGUGGCAAACUACUUCCCAUCCCUUGUGGCCUGUCUGCAAUGAACCUGCAUACUUCGACUCGGACUACGGCUGGGCUGCAGGUCCCGUUGCUGACCCAGUGGCCCUUCCCCUACAAGCAACACCAGUCGCCAUUC